CUUCUGAAAGCAGGAGCCGGGCUAGGAUGGGGCUGCUGGAAACCAGGAGGUGACAUCCCCAGGACUGCCGGCUUCCCCAGGACUGCCGGCUUCCCCAGGAGGACGAAGAUGUCUGUGGAAAAUUCCACAAAUUAUUGUGGAGGGAGCAGAAACUUCUGCCCGAAGCAUGGGCCUGAGAGCUGCUUUAAAACUCUCAGCUCAGUACCAGCGAUUGCUUUGAGCUGAUGAUCUUGAUGACCUCUGGAGUAAUUUGAUGCAUAGGGGCUCUAUAACUUAAACGUCCUCCCCGCUGUGGCAGAGCGGUGCUCCGGUCCAGCUGUAUUAGGUGCUGCAGAGCUACGAAGGAGAGACGUGGCUCGUUCUCCCAGCGAGAUCAGGACCUGCACCCGGGCAGAACUUCUGCCCUGUUUGGGGUGAUGGUGGUGGCUGUUUUUUGUCUUCAGGAUACUUGGAGUAUAUCAAGGUGCUUGGGCAAGAGCAGACUCCCAAGCGGGCGGGGAGAGGGUCUGUUUGUUUUAAUGGAGUGGGGGGCCGCUGUUUGCCAUGGUGUGCCCAGAGCUCUGCUGGCGAUGUGGCAGAAGCUGUGCUGGGGACCUGUCCAAGGGACAUGCCUCCCCCUUGUGAGACCCAGCAGCUGUUUUGACACAGGCUAAAGGAGUGUGGCUUCUGUUCUAUUGUAAAUGGCCAAACAACCUGCCACAUAGCUAUGUCUUGUCUUGAGCCAAACUGAUCGCUGUCCAUGUAGCUUGUCAUAGGAGUUUUCAUAUGCUAUAUAAGUAUCUUUAAAGUUGCUUCUUGGCCUAAUCUCUGCACAAGGUUGAGCCUGCUGGGUUUGGAAGUGUUGGCUCUCCCCCUUAAUUCCGAAACUCCAGAGAGAUCCGAAUCUGCUUUUAAAUGGGGGCCUCAUCCAUUUUAUGGGAAGCCCAGAAACCAGUGAUCAAGACUCGCUGUAUGUCUCUGAGUACUUCUCUCAGAGCGCACAGAAGCUGUCCUUCUACAGCUGGUAUGGGAAUGCCAAGCUCUUCCACUUCCACGUGCCAGAAGACACUGUGCUGCUUCGCUGGCUCCUGCAAGCAUCCAGGGGGAAAGGACCUGAGUGUACCAGCAUGGAGGUCACAGUGCACUUUCGCUAUGGAGCCCCACCUGUCAUUAAUCCACUGAGCACUCGUUUUCCUGCCAAUGCAACCGUCCGUCCUUCCUAUAACAUAAGCAUGACUCUGAGCAGUGCUGUGCAGAACAACACCUUCGUGAACAUUACCGCUCCUGCUGCAGGAGACUGGUUCAUCGCUGCGCAUCUCCCUGAGGCUGCUGGCAGAAUUGAAGUGAAGGGUUUCUCCACCCCAUGCACCUAUAUGUUUCAGCCAGAUAUGUUUGUGCUUAGACUCAUUGAUAUGCCUGUUCUGGAGCCUGGUGUUGCCAUGCCACAAACCGUCGUCUCACCUGCUAAACCACUGCAUGUCAAGGUCUUUGUUCCCAAGUACACCGCCAGGAUGUGGUUUGAGCUGCGGAGCUGCGUGACAAGUGAGCAGAAAGUAGGCACUGUGCGGGUAGUGCUGGGCUCAAUCACACUGCCACAGUCUUUCCAGAGGAUCCUUACCUGCACAGGGAAUGUAAACUGCAGCCUGGGCCUGGAUUCACCCCCCUGGGAGAAGUGGCUGCAGAUCAUGGUGGAGAACCUUGGCACUGCCAAUGCCGAUGCAUCUGUGGAGAUGGUGGCUUCUUUCACAGCUUGCAGACCGGGAAGUACCAGCUCAUUCCUCAACUUCAGCAGUCUGAACCAGACCCAGACUGGUCCCAGACCAGGUAAAACAGGAACAGCAGGGAGCCCCGCUCUGCCCGCAGGAGAGGCUUCACGCAACACAUCCAACCAGAGGAGUUUCUGUCUCCAGAAUCAGCCUGUCGUUCGUGAGGACCUGGACGUUGUGUCUGUGCGAUACAGGCUCUUGAAUGGUCCCAGCGUGCCUGUGUACUCCAUCUUCCCCACCCUCCUCCUCCUCGGUUUGAAUACUGGCAUGGACAGCGGAGGUUCCCUUGUGGUGAAUCUCCUGCUUAACAAGACGUCUCUGAGCCUGGCCAAUGCCACUGUGUUAGCGUGUGUGAGCGCUGCUUCACCAGUGCUGUCCCUCAAUACCACGCAGAACUGCAGCACAGCUUUUUUCCAGGGUUACCCUCUGAGCGUGAGCUCGUCCUCCUCGGAAGCGAUGCUGAUCGUUCUUUACCCAGAGACCAAUGACUGGUUCCUUUCUCUGCAGCUUAUCUGCCCAAAGGGCCAGGGUGAAUGUAACAACGCAGAAGCCAAAGUGACCAUCUUAGCAUACCUCACCCCCUGCUUCAAUGACUGUGGGCUAUAUGGACAGUGCAGUCUUCUGAGAAGACAUGGCUACCUCUAUGCUGGCUGCAGCUGUAAAGCUGGUUGGAGUGGGUGGAGCUGCACGGAUGAUACCAAGGCCCAGUCUGUCAGUGUGCAAAACCUGGCCACCCUUCUGCUCACACUGAGUAACCUUAUGUUCCUGCCAGCAAUCAUGGUUGCUGUCUAUCGCUACUGCCUGGUGGAGGCCUCCGUCUACACCUACACCAUGUUCUUCUCCACGUUCUACCAUGCGUGUGACCAGCCGGGCGUUGCUGUGUUGUGCAUUAUGGACUAUGACACACUACAGUACUGUGACUUCUUGGGUUCCGUGGUGUCCAUCUGGGUGACGAUCCUGUGCAUGUCCCGGGUGAAGAAGAUUCUGAAAUACGUCCUUUUCAUCUUGGGGACUCUCUUCAUUGCCAUGUCUCUGCAGCUGGACCGCAGAGGAGUGUGGAACAUGAUGGGUCCCUGCCUCUUUGCCCUCAUCAUCAUGAUUGCAGCGUGGGUUUACCAUGGAGUGAAGCGCAGACACUGCUACCCCUCCUCGUGGAAGCGCUGGGUUUUCUACCUCCUACCAGGGAUCACCUUGGCUUUCAUCGCCAUCUCAGUAUAUGCAUUCAUGGAAACCAAUGAAAACUAUUACUACACCCACAGCAUUUGGCAUAUGCUGGUGGCCAGCAGUGUCGCCUUCCUGCUCCCACCUCGGGACAAGCAUAAGAAGCCCUGGGCCUGGUCACAGAAGCUCACCUGCCGCUAUCAGAUCUGCCAGAACGACCGCGAGGAGCUGUAUGCUGUGACCUGAGCUGCUUGGCUCCAGGUCACAGAGACGAAGGGUUAGUCAGGUUGCUCUUUGCCUGACCAGCCUGGGCUGCCCCUCCGUCGCACUUUGGCAAUCCUGUCACAUGCUCGUUCACUGGCCAGGACAGUGCAGUAGCUGGACUUGGAUUUAAAGAGGCAGAAGGUGGGCUUGUCUUAUGAAGACAAGUUGGAGCUCUCUGCUUUUCUGCUGAGACUGAACAGGCUCUUCAUGGUUCUAAAUGAAGGAAUGGUCUGUCCCCCACCUCUCCUGUGGCCCUGGGGGGACUUGCCACCCCUUCUUCCCCUCGUGCUGUGUCUGCGAGGCUGAGGCAUGGCCUGCUCUGCGCUGGAGCCAGGACUUUGGCCGUUGGGCUCUUCCCUGCACCUGCUCUCCUGGCAGAGGGCUGUGGGACAGGGAUUUCUCCUGCUGUCCUUCUCUCAGAAUUUGCUUUGCUAAGGGAACAGGUUUCCCCUGUGCCUGACCUGGAGGCAAAUGCUGCCGAGUACCCUUGGUGCUGAUGGGGAUGGGUGGGAGCUGGUUUCAGUAUGCACUGAAAACAUUGCUGUCUCCGAUGUGAGACUGGAGCCUCUCCUGAAACAGGUGGUGCUGCUCUUACCUAGCCCUGAUUCUGGAGGGGAUUCAUAAGGCUGGGACUUGGGCCUGGAUUCAGGAUCAGACUUGAUAGGAAUGUGGGGGUGGGGGGGGAUGAAGCAUGGGCAUGUGCAAGAGGCAUUGGCAGCAUCUGUCCCAGACCUGCAAAAUAUGCAGCAGUGCAGGGUUUAAAUUAAGUUUUAUUUCGGCCCUCUUAGCUCAUCUGGAGGGAACCAGGCUGCUGCCCUGUGCCCCUUUUCUUGAUGUUCAGGUACUCGUUGUCUUCCUUCCUUCCCUGGCUUAGGCAAAUGUGCAGCUCUGCCGCAGCAACGUAGGUGGCAAAAUCGCUCAGGACUCCAGCCAGGUUGAUAAUGUGCUGCGGCACUUCUCUUGCAAGGGAAGUGGAUAAAGCUGCCCCUGACUCCUGCCUCUUUGGACAGCAGCAGCUCGCUGUAUGCCCACGUUUGGCGGAGAUCAGGCUGGGCAGACUUGGAAUCUGGGGCCCUGGAGCAGCUCUGGCCUCAAGGCAUGCAACAAAUCUUGCAAUAGUCUGAACACGGCGUGGUCUUACAGUGGAUUUGUUAAUGUGCGCUUCAAACCUGUGCUUCACCCCAGCAUAUCCCCUGUGCUUUGCAUCCAGCAUCACAUCCAAGCUGUGCGUCCGCUGCUCUCAAGCUGCUGUGGCUCACAGGCAUGGGAUCUCUGUGCUCCCUGCUUGUUCCACGCUGACUGUGAAGCUGGUGCCUGGCACAGCCGAAGGUCUGUGGUGAGAUGAGCACUGUGGAUGCAUGCAACGGCGAACGUGGGGCUGCUGGACACACCCACACCUGGCAGUGGGGAAUUCUGUGUGGUUAGGCUGACUUGAAGGAUUUAGAGCAAGUGCCUGUUGCCGUGUCUGUGACUCUUUUGGGAAGGAUUGUUUGCAAGCUCUUCCUGAUCCUCCAUGCUUAUGUGGGUGAAGUCCGAGCAGACCACCCUGCAGGGCCCAGGAAGGAGGGGGAAUCUCUAUAGACCAUGACGAACCAGUGUCUAAACGAACGUGAGUGCCUUGCAUGGAGGCUGGAUGUGCUGUGGAUUUGGGGCUGAUCUCAGGCCAUUGCAGUGUCCCAGUCAAGCAAAGAGCAUCUCCACUGGCUCCUGAGGUAGCUCUAGUCUCCUUUGGGGCAUCUGUCUCACCUUGGCCUUACUGGAGGGCGCACAGACAUACAUGAUGCUGUAUGCAAAGCACAGGGAAUGCACUUGGGAUAGUAGUCUUUGCCCAUCCUCAUUAUAUAGAUAAGGGCUCAAAUGCAUUGCUCCUUGCUUGUUUAUUCUGGCUGUGGUGGGUAGUCGAGGGAGGACAGCUUAGGCCUGGAGGAAGCUCUCCUUGCUAGGCCAGAGCUGAGAUGCUGGUGUCCUACCUCCAGCUGUAUCCUCCCGUUACAGCUCUCAGCCUGACUCUCAUUGCAGGCUGACUCAUUUCCACAUAACCGUGACCCCAGUCAUUGCUGCAGAGCCUCCUACUUUGGGAUCAGAAACUUGGUAGCAAAUACUGCAUGUGUGUCUUCUGGCUAUGAGAGUAAAAGCCAGGGUUUGCACCUUUAGCUGCGAGGGGAGUGUUUUGGAUGUGAAUAACAGUGCUUAAUCUCUUUCCUUGGGGAGAGUGACUGUUCACCCCAGCAAAGCGCAGUAUAUUGCUCGUAUACAGUCUAGCCUGUGCUGCUGCUAGCUUGUCCGUGGAGCCCCUGCUCAGAUUGCUUUUGGGAGGAAAGAGCUAUUAAUGAAGGAGAUGCCUCCUAGUUUAUAGGAAAUGGACUUACUUCUCUGCUUUGAAAAAUGUCCAGCAUUCUGCUCCGCUCUGCGCUUUAACCUUGUCUUGCAGUUAAUCCAACCUCUGCCUAAUUUGAAGUUUUCCUCAAACUACAGGCUGCAGGCACUCAGGGCCGUGUCUUCUCUGUCUCCCUCUGCUUCCUCUACGCACCCGUGUUUUGGUUUUUUUUAAUUGGAUGCAAGAGGAGCGAACGGCACUUGCUUGCACCCAGCCGAAGGCUCGUUCCCUUGUGUAUCUGUCACUGUGAGGCACGGCGCGAUGCCAGGAAGGGGUGGCGGCAGCUCGCGCCUCCGUUGUUCCCCGCAGUGCGGAGACGGGGGGUUUAUACGGAGAUGGUGUCUUGUCACCCGGUGGCUUUUUCCACUGGGUUUCGUUUUGCUGCUAGUGGUCGAGGGCCGUGACUCCGGCGGCGCGGCUCGCCCCGGUUGGGUUUGGACCACGGGAGGGGUGGACGUGGCGCACUCUGGGAUUCCUUGAACUUUUAUCACUUUUAGGCACUUUUCCCCGUUGGGUUUGAACCAAGCACUUUGGCCUUUGGCGGAUGACAGUAAAACACUCGCAACGGUGUCGUCCACGCCGUGCUGCAGUUAGAGCCAGGGUGCUGCGUAUCGACUAACUAAAGCAAUAAUUAGUCCUCAGGCCUUUUCCCAUCCGGUUUUCAAUACUGUGAAGCAGACGAAGCUUUGGGAUAAUACAUCCCUAUAACUUGACUAUUUCUGUUUGUUUAAAUUCUGCUUUUAAUUCCCCAUGCUACGAUUGGACAUAAUUUUAGCGGGGGAGGGGGGGAGAUUUUUGUGAAUUACUGCAGGUUAAAAUCGGAGCAAAUGCCAGCGUCCUAAAAAGGGUUUGUUUUUCUUUGCUGUUAAUACUUUGUGAUUAUUUUAUACAGUCAAUUUUAAAGCUUACGAUUUUAUAAUUUAAUAAAUGUAAUAGUAUUUAAGGGCAAGCUCAGAUUGUGCUCUUAGGGUGCUUGGAUUUUAUUUUUAUAGAGUCAGGGCCCAGAAAGCAAAUAAAAAGCUAACGCAG
This is a messenger RNA of Dromaius novaehollandiae (emu), 6576 nucleotides long. It is a transcript of the gene PGAP6, whose product is annotated as post-GPI attachment to proteins 6. Bases 915 to 3152 code for a protein of 745 amino acids. Gene Ontology annotation, cellular component: membrane. The transcript has 13 exons. NCBI's taxonomy places the organism in Eukaryota, Metazoa, Chordata, Aves, Casuariiformes, Dromaiidae. The record is from RefSeq and is a predicted model, not a curated record.